GGAUGAAUGCGACGAUCGGGUCUGCUGUCAUCGGCGGGGUCGCCAUGAUGGUCUCGUGUGGCCUGCUGGGGCUCACGACGCACCUGAAGGGCCUGGCCCUCUGGGAGCUCGUGGAGGCCGCCGCCGAGGCGGUCACCGCCAUGAGGUCCAUGCUGAUACCCCCUGCGUUGGAGGCGCUGUGGAAGUACGUCCUCAUGUGGAUUCUGUGCUACAACUUCCGGAUUCUUCUCACCGUUGGGACGAUGGACGACCACCGGGUCGUGAUCAACGGCGUGAGGUACAAGGGGCUCAGCGCGAGGUUCCACUACGACUGGAACAUGGUGCCGUGGAUAGGGUACUACUUGUACGGAGCGGUGUGGAUCAUGGAGAGCUCUGCAACGCGUUCGGGCACUUCCUCGUCGCGUUCGCCGUGAUCAGCUGGUACUUCAUGCGGAAGGAGGGG
Molecule: messenger RNA, 442 nt
Organism: Prorocentrum cordatum
Lineage: Eukaryota; Dinophyceae; Prorocentrales; Prorocentraceae
Source: the annotation of a GenBank genome assembly